AUGUUGGGCCAGGCGUGGUGGCUCAUGCCUCUGGGGCGAGGGGAUAGGCCUAGUUCCGGGUGUAAGGGGGCCAUUAGGGAGAGCAGAGCGAGGCAGCUGAUCUUCCGGAUUGGGGGCCUUUCCCGGAAGCUGGACCUCAGGGAGAUGAAACGGAAGAUGCACGAGGAUAUGAUCUCCAUACAGAACCUUCUCAUCUACGUGGCCCUGCUGCGAGUCACUCCAUUUAUCUUAAAGAAAUUGGACAGCAUAUGAAGAUUGGACAUCACAUGUGAAUGCAUGAUAUGAAGAGCCUGGUUACAGUUUCUACUGUUCUCUGCAAGUAAAUAGGCCCAGAAAGGUGUAAGAGACUCUUUGAAUGGACAUAAAAAUUCUGCUUGUUAAGAACAAGUUUAGCUCUGGUAACUGAUCUUAAUAGCUAAAAUAUAAAAAUAUUUGGGAAGUCUGAAAUGAGGUCUCCUGGCCCUGGUGUGCCCUUAAUGCCUGUGACAGUUGGCCUCUGUGAAUAUUGGUAUAAUUGUAAAUAAUGUCAAACUCCAUUUUCUAGCAAGUAUUAAUAAUUAAGGGAAGUA
Messenger RNA from Pan troglodytes (chimpanzee), 569 nucleotides. Its product is annotated as mitochondrial import receptor subunit TOM5 homolog. Lineage: Eukaryota; Metazoa; Chordata; Mammalia; Primates; Hominidae. Gene Ontology annotation, cellular component: mitochondrial outer membrane translocase complex. The transcript is spliced from 2 exons. The record is from RefSeq and is a predicted model, not a curated record. The coding region runs from base 1 to 252 and encodes 83 amino acids.